AAUGGUAUCGCCACGUGCAAGACUAUUGGUGUAGAUAGAUCCACCGGUAUGCUUAUCACAUGAUAUCCACGCAUGUUUAAAUAAGACAUAAAAGGGAGAUUUUAUCCACUUUGUCGAUACCCUUGAUUCGCAAAGCACUUCACUGAAGCACAAUCGAAGAAAAUGAAGUCCGCCGUGUUGCUUUGUUUGGUUGGAGUCACUUUAUCUUUUGUUAUUGAGAAAGAUUUAGAUGUUGUUAAAGAUGAAGCCUGGCAAAUAUGGAAGAACUCACACAAUAAGAAAUACAAGGAUUUAAGUGAGGAACACGUUAGAUAUGCCAUCUGGAACGACAAUCUGAAACGAAUCACGGAAUUUAACAAAGCAAGCGACAAUCUUUUCCUCAGAAUGAAUCAUUUUGGAGACUUAACAAACACGGAGUUUGGACAAGCUAUGAAUGGCUACUAUUCUCACAGAACACACUCCAAUGGUUCUACUUUCUUAGCUCCCAGCCACACCCAAGUUCCAGAUACCGUUGACUGGAGAGAUAAAGGAUAUGUUACACCUGUCAAAAAUCAAGCACAAUGUGGUUCAUGUUGGGCUUUCAGUACUACUGGAUCUUUGGAAGGUCAACAUUUCAAGAAAACUGGUAAACUUGUAAGCUUAAGUGAACAACAAUUGGUUGAUUGCUCGACUAGCUUUGGAAAUCAUGGUUGCCAAGGUGGUUUAAUGGACAAUGCAUUCAAAUACAUUAAAUCCAAUGGUGGUAUUGAUACUGAAUCAAGCUAUCCUUACGAAGGCCGAAAUGACAAAUGUCGAUUCAAGUCAUCAGACGUUGGAGCCACAGAUACUGGCUUUGUUGAUAUUGCAAGUGGUGAUGAGAACGCAUUAAAGACUGCUGUAGCUACUGUUGGACCCAUCUCUGUGGCUAUUGAUGCCAGUCAUUUCUCUUUCCAAUUCUACCAUUCUGGAGUUUAUGAUGAAUCCAGCUGCAGCUCAACGGCUUUAGAUCAUGGUGUGUUGGCUGUUGGUUAUGGAACAUAUCAAGGAAAAGAUUAUUGGCUUGUCAAGAACAGUUGGGGCACUGGCUGGGGCUUGAAAGGAUACAUUCGUAUGAGCCGUAACAAAGAUAACCAAUGUGGUAUCGCAUCACAAGCUAGCUAUCCAUUGAAACCUGAGACCACUUCGUUGUAUAUACUUCGGUCAACGUUUUCGUGGAAGAAAUAUCACUACAAGAAAAUGCAAUCUAUUGUUCUACUUUGUUUAAUUGGGGUAGUUUUCUCCUUUAUCAUCGAGAGAGAUGUUGAGGUGAUAAAAGAUGAAGCAUGGCAGAUAUGGAAAUCAUCACAUAAUAGGCAGUAUAAAGACAUUGGUCAAGAACGUGUUCGAUAUGAAAUAUGGCGUGAUAACUUAAAACGCAUCACCGAAUUUAAUAGUGCAAGUACCAAUCUAUUUUUAAGAAUGAACAUAUUUGGAGAUUGGACAAACACAGAAUAUAGACAGACAAUGAAUGGUUAUUUUCAGCGAAGUGCAAACUCUUCAGGCUCCACUUUCCUGCCUCCCAGCCACACCCAGAUUCCAGAUACUGUUGACUGGAGAGAUCAGGGAUAUGUUACACCUGUAAAAAAUCAAGGACAAUGCGGUUCAUGCUGGGCUUUCAGUACUACUGGAUCUUUGGAAGGUCAACAUUUCAAGAAAACCGGUACACUUGUCAACUUAAGUGAACAACAAUUAGUUGAUUGUUCAACCAGCUUUGGAAAUCAUGGUUGUCAAGGUGGUUUAAUGGACAAUGCAUUCAAAUACAUUAAAUCCAAUGGUGGUAUUGAUACUGAAGACAGCUACUCAUAUCAAGGCACUCAAGGAGAUUGUCGAUUCAAGUCGUCAGACGUUGGUGCCACAGAUACUGGCUUUGUUGAUGUAACAGAAGGUGAUGAAAACGCAUUAAAGACUGCUGUAGCUACUGUUGGACCCAUCUCUGUGGCUAUUGAUGCCAGUCAUUUCUCUUUCCAAUUCUACCAUUCUGGAGUUUAUGAUGAAUCCAGCUGCAGUUCAACGGCUUUAGAUCAUGGUGUGUUGGUUGUUGGUUAUGGAACGUAUCAAGGAAAAGAUUACUGGCUUGUUAAGAACAGUUGGGGCACUGGCUGGGGCUUGAAAGGAUACAUUCGUAUGAGCCGUAACAAAGAUAACCAAUGUGGUAUUGCAUCAAAAGCUAGCUAUCCAUUAGUUUAAAAAAUAAAAUCACCUAUUCCCCACUCGAUACCUUGCUGAAAUGGAUAAAAAGAAGCAAAAAAUAUAGCUGCAAUGGAUCAAGACAAAAGAAGCAAAUACAGUUGAGGAAGAAUUUUUUUUAUUAGUCUACUUUAUGUUUAUAAUUGUUAUUUAAAGCUGUUUAAGUUAUUUAAACGGACGCACGACCCUUUUGUAUGAUUUUCUUUUAAACAAAAUAUACUUUUGAUUGUUGUA
Molecule: messenger RNA, 2439 nt
Organism: Hydractinia symbiolongicarpus
Lineage: Eukaryota; Metazoa; Cnidaria; Hydrozoa; Anthoathecata; Hydractiniidae
Exons: 10
Coding region: 163-2205 (680 amino acids)
Biological process (GO): immune response
Cellular component (GO): lysosome
Molecular function (GO): cysteine-type endopeptidase activity
Source: RefSeq, a predicted model, not a curated record